This is a messenger RNA of Oppia nitens, 2895 nucleotides long. Its product is annotated as gamma-tubulin complex component 3 homolog. Bases 198 to 2855 code for a protein of 885 amino acids. Gene Ontology annotation, molecular function: gamma-tubulin binding; microtubule minus-end binding. The transcript has 3 exons. Lineage: Eukaryota; Metazoa; Arthropoda; Arachnida; Sarcoptiformes; Oppiidae. Gene Ontology annotation, cellular component: equatorial microtubule organizing center; spindle pole; centrosome. The record is from RefSeq and is a predicted model, not a curated record. Gene Ontology annotation, biological process: spindle assembly; meiotic cell cycle; microtubule nucleation.
GAAUGAAUCGUCAAAACAGUGAUAGCUUUGCAUUGCUUUACAAUUGAUUGAUAUUUCAAUGAAUUGUGUUUCAACUGAUCACUUGUUUUCGUCAUUUGUUUGCAUCGUUUCAAUACAUUUGACACUUAAGUCACACUUAAGACAUGAGUUGCCAUCAAUUGGUAACAUAAGUAGAGAUUAACACAUUGGAUGUGACCAUGAAUUCAGACAAUUGUGUGCCAAACGUAUCGGUGAUUCAGUUGCCAUCACUGGUCUAUAGAUUGUGUGCCAAACAUUUGGGUGAAGACAGCAAAGAAGAUGUGUCCAAAUACUGUAUGCUUUCGUUUCAAUUACUCGAAGCACCGAAAGCACCGUUAGAUGAAUGCAAUGAGUUUUAUGUGAUUCAGAAAAUCAAACAAAAACUUUCGCGUGAAUUCCGCGACGCAGAGAGUCUUAGAGUUGAAGAGUUAUAUCACAAACUGAAGCGAAGUUCGCACUUAUGUCGAAAUCCAAUGGCUUUACUCGAGUUUUUGUAUCACAUGUCCGGUACUACUGUUGAAGACUUGAGCGGUGAUUCACUUCCUUCGUUGACAACCAAUGGAUUAGAUCCGUUGACAAUACAACCGACGACAUCACUUUCUCCGAGCUCUCCAUUGCAUUCAAAUGGUGCCAUAAAUGGUGGACAUAUAUUUCAUGACAUCGCGAAACUAUUGCCAACAGACGAUUCCACGACUAUUAAUCAUUUUAUGAGUUCACCCAAUCGGCAAAUGAUGACAAAGAAAAGGCCGCAUACAAUACAUUUUGAUGCCAACAACUCAAAAGUCAUUGUCACUGAACAAGAGUUAAUACGCGAAAUAUUAUUUUCAUUUCAAGGACUCAAUGGAAAGAUAAUCCAAACGGACACUUCCAAAGACGGAAAGUUUGUAAUAAACAGUCAAUUUUAUAUACCGGCGUCACAGCAAAGAUUGGCGUUACGUCUAACUCAUAUGGGAUGGCUGUUCAAUAAAAUACAAAAGUUCUGCAAUUAUAUAUCAAAAGAGAAGUCAAAAGGACAUGUGUGUCAAUCAUUUGCUUCUGCACUUCAGGACGAGAUACUUGAAUAUUAUCGUUUGAUUACUGUAAUUGAAGAGCAAAUGCAUGACAGACGAUCCGAUAACAAUCCUCGCGUUACUUUACAUCGACUUCAAGUAUGGAGUUAUGACUCUUUCUUCAGACUCAAAGUGUUGGCCGCAUUGGUUGAACAAUGCAAACAUAAGACCGGCGGUGCUUUGGCCAGUGUUGUCUACCACGUUAUGAGACACGGAGACCCAAACAUCAGAGCUUGUUUAACACGAAUUCUCAAUCAAGUAGUGCUUCCAAUUAGACGUAUGUUAAGCCAAUGGAUAUUUCACGGAGAAUUAGAAGAUUAUUAUAAAGAGUUCUUUAUUGCAACCAAUCGGUUGGGUGUUACUCAUGCAUCACCACUCAGUUCUGCCUUUUGGCACGAAAGGUAUGUCAUAGUUAAGCAUCAUUUACCCGGAUUUAUAAGCAAAUCACAGGCCGAUAAAAUUGUUUCGACCGGAAAAGCUAUAUAUCUGUUACAUCAGGUCUGUCGUAAUGAAGUGUCAGUUCAUAUUCCCGGAUACUCUCAGAUGAAAGAGUCAUUUGAAAGCUCUAAUUUGGAGUCACUUUUUAACCGAAAACGACUUAAAAAUGAAGACAUUAACGACUUUCAUAUACUUUUAGAAACGGCUUAUAAAGAGAUAAGUCGGACGUCGCUUAAAAUUCUCAAUGAAAACUAUAGACUUCAGGACCACUUUAGAGGUCUGAGACAAUACAUGCUUUUAGGUCAGGGAGACUUUGUUAGACAUCUUAUGGAUGUUCUAUCACCACAUCUUAAUAAACCGGCAAAUAAGUUGGCCAGACAUGCAAUUGUACAGCUCCUGGAAAGUGCCAUUAGAGCGACAAACGCUCAGUUCGAUGAUCCAGAAAUUGUUAACCGAAUUGAUAUAUUGCUGUCAAACGAGUCAACCAUCAAUGACUUGGGUUGGGAUGUAUUUGCACUCACCUAUAGAAUUGAUGGUCCAAUAAGUACUAUAUUUACAAAUGAAAGCCAAAAAGCAUAUCCAAAGCUGUUCCGACAUCUCUGGAGAUCUAAAAGAAUGGAAUAUAUAUUGACUUCAAUUUGGAAAAAUUUGGUCUCUUAUAUGAAUUUACAGAAAGGUAUUCCUCGACUUAAAUUUGCUUUCAAUUCAAUUCAUAUGCUUUUGGCUGAAAUGAUUCACUUUAUUCGCCAAAUGGAGUAUUAUUUGACAUUUGAUGUGAUAGAGUGUGAGUGGACUCAUCUCCAGUUACAACUCGAGUCUGUGCCAGACGUUGAUUGUCUAAUCAGAGCUCACUGUUGUUUCUUAGGACAAGUCAUGCACAGAGCUCUUCUCGAUACAGAAGCUGAAGAUAUAUAUUUGCAAUACAGAGCUAUUUGUGAUUAUAUCCUUGAAUUUCAAACACAUGUCAACUACUUUUUGAAAGCAAUUGACUCUGAAAUAAGUGCCAGAAAUAAGUAUGAAAGCAAUCAAGAAAUGUGUGCUAAAGUUGGCGAUUGGGGUAUUGUUGACGUCGAAGACAAGGAUGAAGAGAAACGUAGAGAUCAGUUUGAAAUGGACACCAUUCCCAAAACGGUUGCCUGGAUGAACUAUGUCACUGAUAACUAUAGAGAUAACGUUCACAAAUUUCUUGUUAUGUUAGCCGAUCAUCCGGAUCGGGAACUCCAAGAAUUAAGUGCAAGACUUGAUUUUAAUGGACAUUAUCGCCGUAGAGAUAAACGUCUUGAAACAUCUUUCACAUUUGCAUCACAUAAACAAAGAUUAUCCAUCGAUACGACAUCCAAAUCACAAUAAACACCAAUUAUCAUAAUUUUUGAUUGCAUCCACUUUUACU